Molecule: messenger RNA, 6958 nt
Organism: Caenorhabditis angaria
Lineage: Eukaryota; Metazoa; Nematoda; Chromadorea; Rhabditida; Rhabditidae
Source: the annotation of a GenBank genome assembly
AUGGCCAGUGUGUCGAAAGCGUUUCGCGCCCGGGCCUUCGAUGCCAACAAGUCUAUGGCGAUUUAUUGGGGCCAAGAGUUGCCGGAUCUGUCGGAAUGUGCGACUGGCAAUCGGGCCGUCACACAAAUGCCGUCGGGGAUGGAAAAAGAGGAAGAAAUGGUGAGUUAUAGGCAAAUCUAUGCCCGAUUUUUCAUUUUUUCUUUCUGUUUUGCGUUUUUAUGCAUUCUUUUUGAUUUCUUAUUACUUACCGUGUUAUUCUGCGUAGGUUCAUAUACUUUUUGUUAGGAUUCUCAACAAAAAUAACAUAGGUACGAAAUAACAUGCAAGUUUGUAGCUACAAAGUUGUUCUUAUCCAGUUUUUAGCCAAUUAUUUUAUAGUUUUAAGCUUUUCUUAUUGAGUUUUACCAAUUUGAUUAUUCUUUGGUCACUAUUGGUCAUUUUUGUUAGAAAAAUUUCGGUUUUAAAGUUAUUCCUCUUCACUUUCAGUCAAAGAUCGGACAGUAAAGGUCAUUCUUAAUUUCAAUUUAUAGUUUAUAGUCAUUCCAAUGUUAUUUUUAUGAUUUUCCGAUCAAUCUAGAUUCUUUAUAUUCAGUUUUGUUUGAAAAAUGUUGGUUUCAAAGUUAUGUAUAGUUUCAGUCUUUUAAGGUUUCUAGUUCAAUGUUAUUGUUUAAGAACAUCCACAAGUUUCUUCUAAAGUCAAAUGUAUGCCCCAACGUGUUUUGAAAUUAAUUUCAGUCAAAAAACGUAUAAUUCCGGGCUGUGCUUAGGGUUCCUUAUGUAAUUUUAAUGUUUAAAACUAUUCAAAAUUGUUAUUAAAGUAAUUUUUCCUAGUCUGAAAUUGGUUUUGUUUGCAUUUAUUCGAAUUCAAUCUAAAUUUCAUUAAAAAUUGAAAAAGUUUUGAUCUCUAGAAUUUUUCCUUUUUCUCAUAAAGUUCUACUAACUUGGCCCAACUCGUAUUCCCAUUCAUUUUCCUAUUUCCAAUUUCUCAUUCAAAAUUCUCAUUUCCUUUCACACCACGGCCACGACCAAUUUAAUAUCCAUCUUCUUUUCCUUCCCAAAAACAAUUCGUUUUUUUUCUUCUAAUCCACCAUUUUUUGUCAAUGUCUGAGAGGAUUUAUAUAUCGCAUCACUAUAUUAUUAUUAUUUUUCAAUGGUUUCCACUGAAUAGCAGGUGCAUUUGACAUAUGCCCAUAAUCUCUUUAGAUAUGCCGAAAGUGGCAAGUCAGAUUUAUAGUUCUGAAAGUGUAUUUGUAUAAGUAGCAUAUCAUAAACAAAAGUAUAAAGGAAUGAACAAAAAUAGGAUAGGAUUAGAUUAGCGAUUAUAAUAUUAUUAUACAGUAUACCUGAUUGAAGUAUUUAAUCAAAUUCAUAAUCUAAUCUAUUUGUUUAUUUAUUUAUUUAUUGAAAAUGAUUUGUUCUAGGAAUCCCAUCUGCAAGAUGCAAUUCUCGCCCAACAAGCAAGUACAUCCGGCGUUCAAGUCAAUCAUGUUAUUCCAACUCCAAAAGUCAAUCAAGUCGACGUCGAUCGAUACAACCUAGUGUAUCAGAAUCGUAAUAAAAAUCGUUCGAAAUAUAUCAAAGUUCAUGGUUUGUUGUUUUUUUGCAUUGAAAAUGGAUUUAUUUUCCGUUUGACGCAUUUGUUUAUUGUCCUUGAACUAGAAUUUUGCAUUUUUUUUGUCUGGUCACAUGAUGCUGUAAAAUGUAUAGGGGAAAAGAAGAAGAAGAAAGGAAACAUCUGUUGUCAUCAGUAGAACAGAUUUACGAUAAGUUUACACAUCACUUCAUAUCGAAUAUCCGAUUUGACCCCGGAUAAGAGGUGGUGUGAAAUUGAUAGUGUUUUUUUUUUUUGAAAAAUUGGAAAGGGAACACUUUUAUUAUCAUAGAAGAAAUAAUCUUUGAUUUCACUCUUAUCUGAGGUCAAAUCUGAUGAUGUGUAAACUUAUCCUAAAUAUCUUCUCAUUUUCAAAAGUGUCAGUAGCGAACUCAGUUUCUUGAUUGAUUAAAACAAAUAUUUUUCCUAUGCAGAAAAAUUUUGAAAAACUGAAAUUUCGGACGAAGAAAAUUCAAAAAACUUCCUUAUUCCCCCUAUCUCAUAAUCAAUUACUCAUGUUUUUUCUUCAUGGUUAACCGGUCAAUUUUUUGUUCACAUCACACAAUGUUUUUUGAUCAAUUAGUUAGUGUCGGGUUUUCCCCCCAGAGACUUGGGCUUUUUAAAGAAAUCCCCCAGAUGUCAAUUUAUUUCUGCAUGCGCGCGUAAACAAAGCCCGCCUCUCAUUUUUCUGACCUCGCAUAUAUAAUUAUUUUUAACAAGUAUUUACAUUCGAAAAAAAAAUCGGGCAUGCGAUUGUCACAUGCACUUUUUUGUCGCUUGUUUAUCUUUUUCCGCGUUUUUUUUUGACAAGAUGAAAAGUGCAAGCAAAUAUUGGGACGAAAAUGAACAAAAAUCGCUUUUAUUUUUUCAAAAAUAGCAUUUUUCAGCGUGGCAAGCACUUGAAAAAGACGAGCCCGAAUACGAUUAUGAUACUGAAGAUGAAGAAUGGCUAAAUGAUCAUCCUCAUAUUGAGGCAAAUGUUUUGGAGAGGAUAUUUGAUACGGUUGAGACGAACUCGUCGGAAACGCAAAUUGCCAGCGAGGAUUCGGUGUUGAAUAUUCAUAAAAGUGAGUUUGUACUAUUUCACAGUGUCCCGAACGCGUAUUGCGCCAGCACUCCACACUCCACACACUCUCUCGUUUUCUCUCUAUCUCUCAUCCGUCUCUUCAGCAAAGCGCGCUCUCUCAUCUUUUUUUGCGCUUUUGUUUUCUUGCUGAAAAAUGCUGGAAAUGGAAUUUUUGUAACUAAAUCGAGUAUGGAGAAGACAGAGGAAGAAAAAUUGAAGCUGUUCCAAGUUGUUUCAUGAAAAAUGGUUGAGAAUGAAAUGAGCAGGAGCUCUUCAAAAAUAAGCUUGUGCAAAAACAUCAUUUUUGACCCAGGAAAGCUGAUAAAAUUCAGUGCUAUACUUCCAAAACAUUGAAAUAGGACUCCCCAAGUCUGUGAAAUCAAUGAUAAUUCAAAACUAUGCCGUUUUUGUUAUUUUCAUUUCCAUCGAAAUUUGCCCAAAAUUGAUCAAAAAACCAGAUUUCAGAAGUUUAUUUUGAUCAAAUAUCUCCUAAAACACCUUGAAAGUAUUCUAAUUCAAAUAUUUAUCAUAAAACAAGUGCCGAAUCACAUUUUUCCUUCAUAAAAUUUGAAUUGUUUUUCUUCAAAAGAUAUUAACUAACUCAUUUUGAAUCCAAUCUUCACAUGUUUUAUAUCAAAACGUUCCUCUCAUUAUUCUCCAGAAGAUAUAGCUCAGUUUGGGAGUUUUCAUGCAAGUAAAAUUCAAAUCUAAUCGUUUCAAGAAAUAACCUAGUGUUAAAUUUUCAAAAAACCGACAAACAGGCUUGUGCGCUCUACCGCACAUGCACCAAAAAUGCGCACAACUUUUCUCUGGCUACGCGUUCGGGGCACUGUGUAUUUUAAAAAAACUGAUAAGAGGGGGACUAGGAUUUUCGUAUUUUGUGGAAAUCCUAGUCCCUCGAUGUUUGAUUCAUUAAUGAUUAAAGAGGUACUAGGUUUCUCAUAGCGGGUACUCCUAGUCUCUCGAUAUCGUGUCCAAAAAUAAGAGGGACUAGAAUUUUCUUUUGAUCUGGAAAUCCUAGUCCCUCGAUUUCAUAUCCAAAACUAAAAGGGACUAGAAUUUUCUUUUGAUCUGGAAAUCCUAGUCCCUCGGUUUGUGAUCCAUAAAUUAUUGAAGAGUUACUAGGUUUCUCAUAGCUGUAAAUCUAGUCCCUCGAUUUCAUAUCCAAAAAUUAAAAAUUUAGAGAGACUAGGACUUUUUUUUGAUUUGGAAAUCCUAAAUCCAGUACCUUGUUCACCAAAAUUCCCAAUUCAACCUCUUCUUUUCUCCAGAUAUUGAUCCGACGGUGAUUUAUGAAGUUUACGAGUAUUGGCUGUCGAAACGAACAUCGGCGGCAACAACAUCGGGUUGUAUCGGAGUGGGCGGUUUAAUACCGCGAGUCCGAACAGAAUGUCGAAAAGAUGGGCAGGGAUCGGUGAAUCCGUAUGUCGCAUUCCGAAGGCGUGCUGAAAAAAUGCAGACGAGAAAGAAUCGCAAAAAUGAUGAGGAUAGUUAUGAGAAGGUGACAUUUUUUAAUCGCAAUUUUCUAGCCAAAUUCUAACCCAUUUUUCAUUCAGAUCUUGAAAUUGGUGCACGAUAUGUCAAAAGCCAGACAAUUGUUUGAUAUGACAACAAAACGAGAAAAAGGCAAAAAUGUCGGUUCUGGACAUGGAAACAGAGAUUUUGGCGAAGCGAAUGGAAAUGUCCGAUUUUGGAACAUCGACAAUUUAUGAAGAAUUGAACGAGAAGCUAAGAACGGCCACAAAACCGCUGGUACAAAUCAAUGGAUCAAAUCAAGACGAGAAAAAGAAGAAGAAGGCGAAAAGAACGAAGGGAAUCGACAAGGAUUUGGUGUCGAAAGCGUGGCUCAAAAAGAAUGCCGAAUCUUGGAAUCGACCUCCAUCAUUGUUUGGAAAUGUUGGUGGAGAGACAUCGCAAGAAUCAGCGAAACCCGCGCGACAACCGCUGCCUGAUGGAAAAUAUACUUUCAAACGAAGGAGAGGUUGUGUAUAUCGUGCUGCUUUGCCAGUUCAAUAUAAUCACAAUCAACCAAGAGAAACAGCAAAUGAAAGAGUUCCACAGAAUAUGCGAUACUAUGAGACAUUUUUGCCGAAUUCACAAGGAAAUGUUCGAUCGAUUGGUUUUGCGAGAAAACGUGUUGGAAGAGGUGGAAGAAUUGUUUUGGAUCGGAUACCAAGAAAGGUUGAAACAGAAGAAGAAGCACCGGAAGUUGAGAGAAGAGUUCCGCGAAUUGUUGAUCCUUGGGAAGAGGAAUGUGUCAUUGAUACAUCUAGAAGCUUUGGAGCGCGAAUGCAUCCGUUUGCUGAAUUCUUGCAAGAGGAGGAAGAGGAUGAGCAAUUGUUGAAGAAGAAGAGGUAUUUCGAACGAGCGGAUCGGGUGAAUUUUGAUGAUGAGGAUGUGGAGAAAGAGUGGAUUUCGAGGUAUUGUGGAGCGUGGAGAGAUGUGAAUGCGAAUGGAGCGGAAAGUGAGUAUUUUGGGGGGUUUUUGGGCUAAAAAUCACGAAAUUUCGAUGUUUUUGAGCCUGGAUUCAUGAGAAUUGAGAUUUUAUUCAAAAAUUCAAGUGUUUUCUGAUGAAAAUUGGAGAAUUUCAAAGGAUUGAGCCAAAAAUCUAGAGAUUUUUCGUCCUAAAAUUCACGAUUUUCUGGAGUUUUUGAUGAAAAACUGAAAAUUUAACCAUUUUUCGUCUUCCAACAAACUUCAUCUAAAUUUCGCAGAAAUUGAAUUUCCCAAGCGGAAAACUUUGAUUUCCGAAAUGUUAUCCAAAUUUCCGGUCAAAAAAAGGAAUUUCCUGAACAACAUUUCAAAAAAAAUGUUUUUUUUUGCAGAAGCUUCUCUGGAAACGUCAGACUCAUCGGACAAAAAAGCGGAAUGUGCUCGAAUUGGCGGCGGUGGAGAUGGUGAAUUUAGUGAAGUUGAACGAAUGGAAGUUGAUGAUGCUGAAAUUGACGAGGAAGAAGCUGAAAAUCCAUCACAAAUCUCUGAAACAUCUCAAACGAACGGGAUUAAAGCGGAAAUUUUGCCGACGACUCCAAUCGAAGAACCACCACCUUUGACAAAUGGAAAUGGGAAUUUGAAUGGCAACGGAAAUGGUUAUAAAAAUCAUCAUGAAUUGUUGAAUGAGGAGGAGAGGAUGAUUAAAACCAUUAAAAUUGAUAUGCCAAGAGAGGAUUCGCCGCCGUCGAAAAUUGCGCAUGAAACAUCGGGCGAUUUGUCGUUGUCGGGAAACGAGUUGGCGGGCAGAGUGGAACCGACGCCGGUUCCUGCGAAGGUUGGUGAUUUUCUGAGGUUGAGAGAGGAUUUUGGGCUGAAAAUUUACGAUUUUUUGAGUUUUCAGUCUGAAAUUCUUGAGAUUUGGCUAGAAAUUGUUGAAAUUUUUGAUUUUCAACCUAAAAAUUAUGAAAUACAGCUUAUUUUGAGUUGUUUCUGUCUAUUUUCUAAAAUUUCGAUUUCUUUCUGUAAAAAUGUUCCCCUAAAGGCCUAAAUUUAUUAUCAGCAAAAUCUGAAACUAGAUUCUGAAAUUUUAAAAUUCAAUUGGUAUAUUGUAGAUGUGCGGAACGGUAUCGGACUCGGAUGAGUGGAGAGAACCAAGCGGAUCACCAUCCGAAUCGAAUUCAUCAACAGAAUGGGAAAGAAGACCAACCACCUAUAAAACAUCAGCAACCAAUACACAAAUGAUUGUAAAAGUUGUUGAUGUGGAAGAAGAAGAAGAUGAGAAAUAUGAUGAUGAUGACGAUGAUGAAGAUAUAAUGAUGAAUGAAGAAGAUUUGGAUUUAGAAGAUGAAGAUGAUGAGGUGGAAAAACGAGUUGGUGGAUCGGGAAGAAAAAGAAUGGGUGAAGAGGAAGAAGAUGAGACUGAUGAUGGGAAGACGGCGAAUGCUGCUGGACCAACACCAUCUAUCAAAGAGUGCGUUUUUUAUGUGAAUUGUGUGAAAAAUGGGUGUUUUCUGGUCUAAUCUACUGAAAAAUUGAAAUUUUGAGCCCGAAAUUGUGAAAAAUGAGCAUUUUUGGGUUCUGAAACCUAAGAAAUUUUGAAUUUAUGGCUGAAAAUAUGGUCAGAAUGCUCGAAAUUCAGAAAAAUUGUGAAUUUUUUUCUGAAUUUUUAUCAGAAAAAUCGGAUUUUCAGUAAAUUUUAGCUGAAUGAAAAUCUUACAAAUUCGGCCAAAUUUUGAAAUUUCCUAAAAACUGCCACGUGGAAAUUGUCAUUUGUCUAAUUUUCUUAUUUUUGCAGCGCCCUAUCAACAGUAACAUUAAUGGAGCGAAAAAACAAGUUUAUUCUACCUCCAUCCAAAAUCGGAACUUGA